AUGGCGAUGGAUGACUGGCAAGACAUCGUCGGGUUAAAGUUUCGCCCCAACGAUAAGGAUCUCAUCAGUCACCUUCGCUGGAAAGUCAACGGCGGAGGCGACAGUUUCAUAAAGGACGUGGAUGUUUAUGGAUCGGAACCCUGGCUUCUUCCACACGUCACCGAGCCUCUGUUCCAAGACAAUGAGUGGUACUAUUUCGUGAAAAAGACAAUAGACAGCACGAGGAAGAGAAAGAGACAGAGCCGGCAGGUCCAAAAGAAAGAAAACGGCGGCACAUGGAAGAGCACAACCGGGGAAGAAGAGAUCAGAGAUGGCGGAAACGCUGUCGUUAUCGGCCACGCUCGGAAUCUCACUUUCAUGGAGAACGAGGUGGGGAGUACGAAGCAGAUGAAGACGGAUUGGCUGAUGAGAGAGUAUCGCCUGCCCUCCCAGGAAUCUCAAGAAUGGGUUGUCUGCAGAAUCCGACGCAAAAGCAACGGCCGCGUGAACGGGGAUGGACGUCGGAUGAAUCAAGAUGUCGGCAAGUUGGUGAUGAGUCGAGACAUGUCGGGUUGCUAUAUUGCGGCUGGAAAGAUGGUGAUGAAGGAAAUGACAAUCGACUUCGAUGUGUUUUGUGCGUUCGUGGAACACGUUGUUGGCCGCAAUCUGCAGUGCGGAUUGGCUAUCACAGUGGAUAGUCAUGGGAGCAACGUGAUCAACGCCAAGAGUGUGCAGUAG
Molecule: messenger RNA, 717 nt
Organism: Tarenaya hassleriana
Lineage: Eukaryota; Viridiplantae; Streptophyta; Magnoliopsida; Brassicales; Cleomaceae
Product: NAC domain-containing protein 6-like
Exons: 2
Coding region: 1-717 (238 amino acids)
Biological process (GO): regulation of DNA-templated transcription
Molecular function (GO): DNA binding
Source: RefSeq, a predicted model, not a curated record